AUGUUCGUCGAAGCCCCUUCCGCACCGGCGGGGUCCGUAGUUGCUCCCGGAACGCGCCGCGCACCGCCCGCCUUCGGCCGCCCCCACUCCGGGCGGUCCGCCCGGUGCCGCUGCCAUGGCCAGCGCGCCGCGAUCGAACCCGUGGCGGCCGAGAUUGCCGCAUUCGCGCCCGCAACGAUAGCCAACCUGGGGCCGGGCUUCGAUUGGCUGGGAUGCGCAGUCAAGGGCGAAGGGGACACAGUGGUGGCCAGGCCAUCCACAGCUGAGCCCUGCAGUGUCCAAAUCGACAAAAUAGAAGGGGAAGGUGGCCGGCUAUCCCUGAAUGCACAUAAAAACUGUGCGGGAAUUGCUGCAAUCAAAGCUUUGGAACUGAUGGGGAGGACCACCUGCGGUGUUACCUUGUCCCUGAAGAAGGGCUUGCCGCUGGGGAGUGGGAUGGGGUCGAGUGCCGCCAGUGCAGCUGCUGGGGCGAUGGCCGUGAACCUUUUGUUUGGUUCGCCCCUCUCAAAGCAUGAGCUUGUUAUCGCCGGCCUGGCUGCAGAAAGUGUUGUCAGCGGGUACCACGCAGACAACGUCGCACCUGCAUUGCUGGGCAGCUUUGUUUUGGUGAGGAGCUACAGACCUUUGGAACUGCAUCGGCUGGACUUCCCCAACGACCUUUGGUUCGUGCUAGUGACACCAGUGUUUGAGGCACCAACAGCAAAAAUGAGGGCCGCUCUGCCCAAGCUGGUGCCCAUGCCCAAAGUCAUUAACAACUGCAGCAUGGGAGCAGCAUUGGUUGCUGCCAUUGUCACUGGCGAUCCUAAGCUAUUUGGGUCGUCCUUGAACUCAGACGAGAUUGUGGAGCCUGUCCGAGGGUCGCUAAUACCUGGCUUCCCUGCUGUCAAACGGGCAGCCUUGGACGCAGGAGCAUAUGGCUGUACCAUAGGAGGCGCAGGCCCCACAGCUGUCGCCAUUGUGCCUGGUCCGGAGGUGGGAAAGGAAGUCGCAGUCGCCAUGCAGGCUGCAUUCAAGGAGGACGGCAGCCUUGAGACAGCCAACUGCCAAAUCGUUCAGCUGGACAAAGAAGGGGCCACAAUGGCGACGGUGCCAGGAGUGUCGCAGAGUUUGGAUGUCGAUGUGGCAGCCGGCAGGCUGUGA
Molecule: messenger RNA, 1140 nt
Organism: Ostreobium quekettii
Lineage: Eukaryota; Viridiplantae; Chlorophyta; Ulvophyceae; Bryopsidales; Ostreobiaceae
Source: the annotation of a GenBank genome assembly